GGUCCCCACAGCACCCACAGCUCAUGGAGGCCCAGCCUCUCCUCCUGCUGCUCGGCCUCUGCUCUGCUGGCCUCAUCCUGGGCUCCGAACAUGAGACUCGUCUGGUGGCAAAGCUAUUUAAGAACUACAGCAGCGUGGUGCGGCCAGUGGAGGACCACCGGCAGAUAGUGGAGGUCACAGUGGGCCUGCAGCUCAUACAGCUCAUCAACGUGGAUGAAGUGAAUCAAAUUGUGACAACCAAUGUUCGUCUGAAACAGCAAUGGGUGGAUUACAACCUCAAGUGGAAUCCAGAUGACUAUGGCGGUGUGAAAAAAAUCCACAUUCCCUCAGAAAAGAUCUGGCGGCCUGACCUUGUUCUGUAUAACAAUGCAGAUGGUGACUUCGCCAUUGUCAAGUUCACCAAAGUGCUCCUGGACUACUCGGGCCACGUCACGUGGACACCUCCAGCCAUCUUUAAAAGCUACUGUGAGAUCAUCGUCACCCACUUUCCCUUUGAUGAGCAGAACUGCAGCAUGAAGCUGGGCACGUGGACCUAUGAUGGCUCGGUGGUGGCCAUCUACCCGGAGAGCGACCAGCCAGACCUGAGCAACUUCAUGGAGAGCGGGGAAUGGGUGAUCAAGGAGUCCCGGGGCUGGAAGCACUGGGUGUUCUACUCCUGCUGCCCCAACACCCCCUACCUGGACAUCACCUACCACUUCGUCAUGCAGCGCCUGCCUCUCUACUUCAUUGUCAAUGUCAUCAUUCCCUGCUUGCUCUUCUCCUUCCUAACCAGCCUGGUGUUCUACCUGCCCACAGAUUCAGGGGAGAAGAUGACACUGAGCAUCUCUGUCUUGCUGUCACUGACCGUGUUCCUUCUGGUCAUUGUGGAGCUGAUCCCUUCCACCUCCAGCGCUGUGCCCUUGAUUGGGAAAUACAUGUUGUUCACCAUGGUGUUCGUCAUCGCCUCUAUCAUCAUCACCGUCGUCGUCAUCAACACGCAUCACCGCUCUCCCAGCACCCACGUCAUGCCCGAGUGGGUGCGGAAGGUUUUUAUCGACACGAUCCCAAAUAUAAUGUUUUUCUCCACGAUGAAAAGACCAUCCAGAGACAAACAAGAAAAAAAGAUUUUCACAGAAGACAUUGAUAUUUCUGACAUUUCUGGGAAGCCAGGGCCUCCUCCCAUGGGAUUCCACUCCCCGCUGAUCAAACACCCCGAGGUGAAAAGUGCCAUCGAAGGUGUCAAAUACAUCGCAGAGACCAUGAAGUCAGACCAGGAAUCCAAUAACGCGGCCGAGGAGUGGAAGUACGUGGCGAUGGUGAUGGACCACAUUCUCCUCGCGGUCUUCAUGCUGGUCUGUCUCAUCGGAACGCUGGCUGUGUUUGCAGGCCGGCUCAUUGAAUUAAACCAGCAAGGAUGAGCUGGUGGCCAAGACCAGCCUGAGCAGACCAAGGCAGGAAGGAGGAGGAUCUGCCUGCUUUGAUACACUCUUUCACCAAGCUCUCAACCUUCUGUACUUCUUAUUAAUGAUGAUGACUUGUAUUUAUCUAAGGUUGGGGCCAGAAGUGUUUUCCCCUUUGCUUUUUCCUUCAGUCCUGCUGUGUCCCCCAGAAGAAUGAACCCUUUUUAGUGAUUGAAACUGCAUCUUCAAAAGAAGUGUUCUUUUCUUUUCUUUCCUCUCCUCUCCUCUCCCCUCCCC
Fukomys damarensis (Damara mole-rat) is the source of this 1676-nucleotide messenger RNA. RefSeq names its product cholinergic receptor nicotinic alpha 1 subunit (gene Chrna1). The coding region runs from base 24 to 1397 and encodes 457 amino acids. The record is from RefSeq and is a predicted model, not a curated record. Gene Ontology annotation, molecular function: transmembrane signaling receptor activity; acetylcholine-gated monoatomic cation-selective channel activity. Gene Ontology annotation, cellular component: postsynaptic membrane; synapse; neuron projection. Gene Ontology annotation, biological process: signal transduction; chemical synaptic transmission; monoatomic ion transmembrane transport. The transcript is spliced from 9 exons. Lineage: Eukaryota; Metazoa; Chordata; Mammalia; Rodentia; Bathyergidae.